UUUUCAUUACUUAAACGCUACCCUAUACAUACUCUACAUAUUAAUUUUCUUCAUCAAUCCUUCUACUUGCGAGCAAAUUUCAUGCCGUGUGUUUCUGUUAAAAUAUCGACACAUGCUCAUCCUGUCUCCUUUUGUGUGUGUUACUUUUGAAGAACAAAUUGCAAGAUCAUGAAGAUAGUACUAAUCUUCUCAACAUCCAUCUUCAUUGCUCUCAUCGAUAAACUCAGCGGUAUCCCUUCAACAGAUGAAUCUUAUAUUCGUGAAUAUAACAUAGUCGAGUUCGAGAAAGACACCCAAGUUUGUAACAUUAAGUUUGAGCGUCCGUUAUUGCAUCGUAAAAUUUCAGGAACAGGCAAUUUCGUUGAUUUUGUUGAAAAUUCAAAAAUUUGGGUAGACAAGAGUCUUCUCGCUGAAAAAAUAGCAAAUGCAGCUGACAGAGUGAUAUUAUUCACUGCCCCGCGAAAGUGGGGUAAAAGCUUGAAUCUGAAUAUGCUGAGAUAUAUCUUUGAAGACUCCUCGAAAGGUGCCUCACCUGAAGCAGAUUUUGUCCGCCAUUUUUUUAAGGAAAAAGUCAUACAUAACGAGAAAAACGGUGGUUCGUUAUCCUGCACACCUUUAAUUUCACAGAGAACUGAUUUUAUGGAGGAAUACUUCCAGAAAUAUCCGGUAAUUGACUUAGAUUUUCAAGGAAUGACCUUGGACACCUGGCGGGGUCAUUUCAAAAGGUGUGUAUCUGAGGUAUACCAAAAGCACAAAUAUUUGCGGAAACAUUGGUAUCGUGUUGCUUCAAAUCAAAGUGAGUCAUUCACUGUGCAAAGAGUUGCGCAAGAAAUGUCGGAAAAAUUUCACAAAUACAUGUUCCAGAAAUUUGACGAUGAUGAUACACUACAAAGCAGUAUUGAAUGGUUAUGCCAGCAUUUGUUCGAGGUGUAUGGUAAACGCUGUUUUGUUUUAAUUGACGAAUUUGACGCUCUGCAAAACUAUAUAAUUUUUGACAAUGCUGUUUGUAACGAAACGGGAACAAACGCUAUCCAGUUCAUGAGAAAUUUUAUCUCGACUUUAAAAAAUCCUUCUUGUGUUGAAAAAGCUGUCUUGACUGGAAUAAUUCGAUUAGCAAAAGCAACCUUAUCAGGUGGUUUGAAUAAUGUACUCGAGUAUAGCGACGUAAAUUUAGCAAAUAUGUGGCAAUUCACACCAUUUUAUGGGUUCACUCCGCACGAAGUGGAAAUGAUAAUACGACAGGAAAAGCCAGAUUCAUUCCAACACUACUUGAGUCAAGCUACCACUUGGUAUGAUGGAUACGGAUCGUUAUGUUUAUGGAAUGGUUCAACGUUCAAUCCUUGGACCAUAAUGAGGUAUAUCGAGUUGUUCGAAAUAAAACCGUAUUGGGAAGAGACUGGUUCAAUAUACACGCUGAACAAAUUACUGAGUUACGAUUUUUUUGAAGAAAUUAUAUACAACGUGCUAAACUCAAAUGUUGGCUACAAUAUCUCCUCAACAAGUCUUCAGAAAAUGGAUGAACACAUAUUGAAAGAAAUUCAAGGAUUACUAAUCAAUGCGGAAAGUGCAGCUUGGUAUGAAUACACAAGAUGUAAAGGAGGAAAAUUAAUCGCUGAUACAAUUGUAUCCCUUCUGUGUCAGGCUGGAUAUUUAACUGUCCCAUCGAAUUUAAAUAUUACAUCGCUGCGGGAAAUCAAUGCAGGUUCCAAGCAAGUUCCAAUUGUUAUACCAAACUUGCAAUUGAGAGAUGUUUGGCAGGGAGUUCGAAUUGAUUCGAUCAGGACUAGAUGUCGCCUGGGAUACCAUGACUCAGUACUUGCUGGUGUAAAUGCUUUUACCUUUUGGUUUGGUCUCGAUGUAGACGAGUCAGAAAAAAUGAUCGGCGAUGCAAUUAAAGACUUUGAAUCAAAGUUGAAUGAUUUAUUUGAAUACUGUGCAUUGUUUGCAAACUUAAAAUUGGACAAAUUCUCAAAAAUGACGGUCGAAGAAUUACGUCGUCGCUACCUGCACCUUGAUGAGGCAGCGGUAAGGAGAACCAUUGCCCCCAUUUUGGAAGAAUUUCGUGCUAGAAUGAAAAUCCCUGUCAUAGAAAAGUACAGAAAAGUCCCGUAUGGUGGACUGGACACUCAAGUGCUGCAAGAUGAUAAAUUACUCAUCAUUGAAUACAAAAGUGAUGAGUCUUGUUCGCUGAAUGCUGUUUUAGAACAGGCUAUUAAGCGUUCUUCCAUUGCCUGGGCGCAAUUCCCAUUUCAAACUUACAAAUGGGUCAAAUUCCUAGCCAUCAAUGUUUACCCAUUGGCUAAUAGCGACGAUAUAAAAUUAGAAGUGAAUUAUACUGGAAUGAAUUGGCAGGACUUUAUAGGCUAUGAGCGAAGGCAGAAUGAAAACAUCCCGAGCAAGGGAAAAAAACAUCUUGCGCAGUAGGCAAGAUUAACCGACUUUGCUCUGUUAUACAGGAAAAUAAACAAAUUUACCGAAAAUUUACGGAUUUACCAAAAUUUACGGAUUUACCAAAAUUUACCAAUUUACCAAAAUUUACCAAUUUACCAAAAUUUACCGAAAUUUACCAAUUUACCAAUUUAGCGAAAUUUAGCUAUUUACCAAAAUUUAGCUAUUUACCGAAAUUUACCAAUUUACCAAAAUUUACCAAUUUACCAAAAUUAACCAAUUUACCAAAAUUUACCAAUUUACCAAAAUUUACCAAUUUACCAACAUUUACCAAUUUACCAAAAUUCACGAAUUUACCAAAAAUUACCCCAGCAAUUUACUAACAUUUAUCUCAGUAAUUUACCAGACAUUACCCACUAAUUUACCAAUUUUACCGACUUUUUCCAUUUUACCAAAAAUUACCUUAACAAUUUACCAACAUUCGCCUCAGUAAUUUACCAGACAUUUUCUCACUAAUUUACCAAUUUUUUACCGAAUUUUAAUUACCCCAGUAAUUUACUGCCAAACGUUUUUACCAAUUUACCAAAAAUUACCUAAGCAAUUUACCAAAAUUUUCGACCAACUUUAAUUACGAGUAAUUCACCAAAAAUAACUAAUCAUUUUAUUUACUAAAAAUUACUAUUAAUUCACCAAAAAAAAAAACUAAUCAUUUUAUUUACUAAAAAUUACUAUUAAUUCACCAAAAAAAAAAAUAUCAAAAUUUACUGGCUAUUUACCAAAAACUUUGUUUUUUGUUAAAACAAAAAUUACACUAGAAAUUUUUGAAAAAUUUUGAUUUUUUAUGGCAAAAAAAUUUUGGACGGAUAAAAUUAACAAAAAAAUUAUCAAAAAAAUCAACAAAAAAUUUUCUCCUCUUGACUCGCGCGGGAUUCGAACACCCGACCUCCGGCGCACCAAUCUGCAACCUACACACCCUAACCACCACGUCUGUUUGUUGGGGGUGAGCCGUUUGCGAGAUAUAAGGGUUUACACAAAUUUCUGCUUAUCCAUAACGUUGAAACACACUUAAACGUUCAUAUCUCGUAAACGGCUGAACCGAUUUCGACCAAAUUAAAAAUUUCUCUAGUUCAGUAUCAAAGCAAUAUUUUGGCAUCAUCAGUUUCGACUUAAAGUUCGGAGCUUUUGAGUUCAGCGUGACACAAAUUUAUACAUAAAUUGAUAUAUAUACCUAUAUAUAUAUAUAUAUAUAAACUUCUCUCGUUUUGCGUCAUACGUCUUAUCGUGAUCAGCACACUUCAAUUCGUCAAGAAAAUCCACCCCCAUCCAAAUCCGCAACCAUCAUGACAAAUACAAUACCUUACUUUUCCGUUUCACGGCAAAGUCGGUAAAAGAAGUGCCACAAUCACAAGAGCCUGAAGAAUGUGGAUAACAUUUUUGGUGUAAAAGAAAUAUCCGAAAAGUGCACAAGUGUUGAUUACACGGAAGAAUCACUUACCUCUACUACAGUUAAGACUGAAACACCAAAUCACCCACCUGCCAAACGUCGUCCACAUUAAACAUACGUUGGACUGAUUGACCUGUGCAAGUAGGGGUUAGAUAUGUACAUGCCAUAUGUAUUUGUAUAACAGACACUUCAAUAAAAUGCAGGAAAAAUUUCAAAUUUUUUUGUGUACGUUUGAUUUUCCUGGCUCGAGCUCAAAGUUUUCAAAACUUGAAACAUUUUCAAUUCUUUCAGUUAAAUUUUUUUUUAGUCAGUGUAGGUGGUAUUUUUUGACAAUAUUACCUAGUAGGUAUUUGUAUCGCUUUUAGACCAUUAGAAAAGUUCAAAGUUGA
Messenger RNA from Planococcus citri (citrus mealybug), 4221 nucleotides. RefSeq lists its product as uncharacterized. The record is from RefSeq and is a predicted model, not a curated record. The transcript is spliced from 5 exons. Bases 169 to 2424 code for a protein of 751 amino acids. Lineage: Eukaryota; Metazoa; Arthropoda; Insecta; Hemiptera; Pseudococcidae.